Molecule: messenger RNA, 2905 nt
Organism: Melospiza georgiana
Lineage: Eukaryota; Metazoa; Chordata; Aves; Passeriformes; Passerellidae
Gene: FOXRED2
Product: FAD dependent oxidoreductase domain containing 2
Exons: 9
Coding region: 65-2122 (685 amino acids)
Molecular function (GO): flavin adenine dinucleotide binding; monooxygenase activity
Source: RefSeq, a predicted model, not a curated record
GCGGGAGGAGCGGAGCGGAGCGGCGGGAGCUCCAUGGUGCAGGGCCGGCUGCGCCAGCCCCGCCAUGGCCCCGGCGGUCUGCGGGACGCUCCUGGGGCUGGCCAUGUACGCCAGCGGCCUGUGCGCCGUGAGUGGAGCCGCGUUCCUGUACCACGACUACUGCGUCAUCGGGGCCGGGCCCGCGGGCUUGCAGGCGGCCUAUUUCCUCCAGAGAGCCGGCCGGGACUACAUCGUGUUUGAGCGGAGCCAUGCUCCCGGCAGCUUCUUCGCACUCUACCCUCGGCACCGCAAACUCAUCAGCAUCAACAAGCAGUACACGGGCAAGUCCAACAGCGAGUUCAACCUCCGCCACGACUGGAAUUCGCUCCUCAGCCACGACCGGCGGCUGCUGUUCCGACGCUACUCUCGCGACUUCUUCCCCAACGCUGACACCAUGGUGCGUUACCUGGAGGACUUUGCUUCCCUGCUGAAGCUACGGGUUCAGUACAACACAGCCAUCAUCCAUGUGACAUUGGAGAAGAAUGAGCAGGCCUGGAACGGCCAUUAUUUUCUCCUGACCGACCAGGACAGGAAGAACUACAAGUGCAGCUCGUUGUUGGUUGCUGCUGGAACGUGGGUUCCCAAUGUGGUAAACUUUCCUGGCUCAGAGUAUGUUGAGGGUUACGAGACCGUGUCCAUCAACCCGGAGGACUUCACUGGCCAAACCGUGUUGAUCCUGGGCCGAGGGAACUCGGCCUUCGAGACAGCCGAGAACAUCCUGGGUGUCACGAACUUCAUCCACAUGGUGAGCCGCUCCCGCGUGCGCCUCUCCUGGGCCACCCACUACGUCGGGGAUCUGAGAGCAAUUAACAAUGGCCUGCUGGACACCUACCAGCUGAAAUCUCUGGAUGGGCUUCUGGAGGGUGACCUGGAAGAUCUGGCUAUCGUUAAGGACAAAAAGGGAAAGCUGCACAUCACACUGCGGUUCUACCUGGAGAACAGGAACAUCAGCGCAGGCAUCGACUCCAUCACCCUCCCUCAGGAUGAACUGGACAACUUUGCCACCCGCGCACCUUACGACCGCGUCAUCCGCUGCCUGGGCUGGAAGUUUGACUUCUCUAUCUAUAAUAGAUCCCUGAGAAUGAUGCCAGGAAAAGGGAAUAUUAAGAAGUAUCCUCAAAUCAAACCCAGCUACGAGUCUAGAGGCACUCGGGGGCUCUUUGUUCUUGGCACUGCUAGCCAUUCAGUUGACUUCAGGAAAUCUGCUGGAGGCUUCAUCCAUGGAUUCCGGUAUACAACUCGGGCAGUGCAUCGCCUAUUGGAAAACCGUCACCAUGGUGUCCCCUGGCCAUCCACAGUCUACCCUAUUACACAGCUGACCAAUUCCAUCAUCAAGAGGGUGAAUGAGGCCUCAGGCCUCUACCAGAUGUUCAGUGUCCUGGCUGACAUCAUACUGCUGAGAGAGAAUGCCACAGCAUUUGAAUACCUGGAAGAGUACCCUGUUGGAGUCCUGGCUGAGCUCGAAAUGCAGACGGGAAGAAAGGCUCGCAAUGGGCUCUUUGUCAUCAUUAUGGAGUAUGGCAGGAAUUUCUCUGGGGCUGACAAGGAUGUCUUCUACUACAACCGUGCUGUGGGAGAGGCGCAGCAUGCCUGGCAGUCCAACUUUUUACAUCCUGUUAUUUACUAUUACAAACACCUCCCAACAGAGCGUGAGAUGAGACUCCGUCCCCCAGACUGGCCUCUGCCCCAGCCAAAUGCCAUCCAUCACAUUGUGGAGGACUUUCUGACAGACUGGACAGCCCCGAAUGCUCACAUCCUGCCGCUGAGGCGGUUUCUGGAGAACUGCCUCGGCACCGACCUGCGCAAUUUCUUUGCAGAGUCCUGUUUCCUGUUUGCCUUCACCCACCAGAAGCUGCCUCCCUCCUGCCAGCAGGGGUACGUUCGAAUGCAGGGGCUGCUGGGGAGCCAGGAGCUCCGGCAGCACGCGGUACAGGCUGGGCUGCUCCAGGAUUACACUCACACAGACUUGUCGGGUGACAGACCCCCUGACAGCCACCACGGCUCACAGGAGCACUUGAUGAGAGAUCAUGGGAUACCACUUCGUCCUCUGCAGCAUCUUGUUAAUGCCAAGGAUGAGCUUUAACCUUUCUUGCUGCACACUGAAAUCCAUAGGUGCUCUCGUGACAGUACUGUAACAGAGAUCCACAGCAGGAUUCUGCCCUUUCCAGCAUCCCUUUUCCAUCCCCAUGCCUCCCACUGAUCGUCAGUUGCCAAAGACCUGCUCAGAUCUUGCUGUUACAAAGAGGACCAACAUCCUCUGGAGGACUUAGGGACCAAAACCCAGCGAUGCUGAGGUUCCCAUGUUGUCCUUGCAGAGUUCAGAGUGGCCUGAAGAUGGUGUUGGUGUUUAUCUCACUGACCAGGAUUUGCAGUGACAGAGGCCACAGAAGUGAGCGCAGGAAUGCCUGGGAAACUUCAGACGUCCCCCUCAGAGAUGGCCUGCUCACAGCCUGUGGCUCUCUGGUCCCUGGAUGCCCUACGCUGUGUAUACUUGAAGAUUUGUUUCUGCAUUGAAUCCUGAAGUGGUACUCCAGGCAAACUUCCUGGUAUUUUUCCUGCAUUUGAGUUAGGGCAGUUGUGUAGCUUGAGUGAGGAAAGAUUAUUUUCUUUUAGUUGCUGUAUAGGUCAGAUAAUUUAUAAUUUCUAGAGAACACUACAAGGGACUCUUUCCUCCACAACAGAUGAGUAGCUUGCUUGGAAUGCCUGGGACACAGACUUACAGAGUUUGGGUCUGCUGUCCUCAUGGUUUUUUUCUCCCACACCAAGCAGCCUAGAAGGUUAGCCUGUCUUUUAUAAAGCAUGACCAAUAUUUCUCCUAUUUGCACUAUGUCCCAUCAAGAAAGUUUGAUGUUGUUAAAAUGCUCUU